AGACUGCGCACUGAGCCCGAGCGGGAGAGAAGCUUGAGGGCGCUGGCGGAGAGACGCGCGGGUCGUGGCUGGUCGCGCACCCCAGCUUCUAGCGCACGGAAUUUACUUUCUCCUUGCGCUGGGCGGGGGUACCCAGGACGGAGUUAUCCGAGCGGGAGAGAGUCUGCUCCGGGUGAGCCCGAGCCGCCCCAGAAAUGCGAUGGCCGAGGAGCGGGCACUGAGGACCGGACCGAGGUGGGAGUCAAAGCAGGGGACGUGAUUUUGCGGUCAUCGCCCCACCCGAAUGAGGCCAGCAUCUCCAGAAAGUCGAGACCAACUACCCUUACCAAGAUGUUCGUCCCCUGCAUUAAGUUUCAAACCAAGGUACUGGAUUCUCCUAGAUAAAAAGUGUCUAACAGUGAAAAUGGUGUAAUCUGCAUUAACAUCCCACAACGUGAAGACAUGACAAUUAAGGAACACACACGGACUUGUGGCACAAGGAAAUGUGUGCACAGAAAAAGGAAAUCUGUAAUCCUUUAAAAACUGAAAGACAUUUCUCCUCACCAAAAUGGGUACAUUCUGCUCAGUUGUCAAGUUUGAAAAUCUCCAAGAAUUAAAGAGACUUUGUCACUGGGGUCCCAUUAUAGCCCUUGGUGUUAUAGCAAUAUGUUCCACCAUGGCCAUGAUUGACUCUGUGUUGUGGUAUUGGCCCUUACAUACCACUGGAGGAAGUGUGAAUUUCAUCAUGUUGAUAAACUGGACUGUCAUGAUUCUUUAUAAUUACUUCAAUGCCAUGUUUGUUGGUCCUGGCUUCGUCCCUCUGGGGUGGAAACCGGAAAAUUCUCAGGAUAGCGUGUACCUCCAGUAUUGUAAAGUCUGCCAAGCAUACAAGGCACCACGGUCACAUCACUGCAGAAAGUGCAACAGAUGUGUAAUGAAGAUGGACCAUCACUGUCCUUGGAUCAACAACUGCUGCGGCUACCAGAAUCAUGCUUCCUUCACACUGUUCCUCCUUUUAGCACCACUGGGUUGUAUUCACGCUGCCUUUAUUUUUGUUAUGACGAUGUAUACGCAGCUUUAUAAUCGGCUCUCCUUUGGGUGGAACACGGUCAAGAUUGAUAUGAGUGCAGCCCGGAGAGACCCUCUUCCAAUUAUUCCUUUUGGAUUAGCUGCAUUUGCUGCCACCUUGUUUGCCUUGGGAUUAGCUUUAGGAACAACCAUAGCUGUUGGGAUGUUGUUUUUUAUCCAGAUGAAAAUAAUUCUCAGAAACAAAACUUCUAUUGAAUCAUGGAUUGAAGAGAAGGCUAAAGAUCGAAUUCAGUAUUAUCAACUAGAUGAAGUCUUUGUUUUUCCUUAUGAUAUGGGAAGUAGAUGGAAGAACUUCAAACAAGUGUUCACAUGGUCAGGGGUCCCUGAAGGAGAUGGACUGGAUUGGCCAAUAAGAGAAGGCUGUCACCAGUACAGCUUAACAAUAGAACAGUUGAAACAAAAAGCAGAUAAAAGAGUCAGAAGUGUCCGGUAUAAAGUGAUAGAAGAUUAUAGUGGUACCUGCUGUCCUUUGAAUAGAGGAAUUAAAACACUCUUCACGAGCCCCUGCACUGAAGAGCCUCGGAUAAGGCUACAGAAAGGGGAAUUCAUCUUAGCCACAAGAGGGUUACGAUACUGGUUGUAUGGAGACAAAAUUCUUGAUGAUUCCGUUUUAGAAGGUGUUUCAAGAAUAAGAGGAUGGUUCCCUAGAAACUGUGUAGAAAAGUGCCCCUGCGACGCUGAAACAGAUCAAGCCCCAGAGGGCGAGAAGAAAAAUAGAUAGCCACUUUUGAAGUAAAAUUCCUCUCAGUCUGCUCCAUUACUUGAAAACUGUACAUGUUACUAAAGAAUUAUGCAAUGAGCCUACUCUGGUUAAGGUGUUCUUUUCCUCAAAGGUGCCCUAGUGCCAUGAUCUAAAUAUUUUUAUUACCACUUUGAAAUGGAGAAGCCAUUCUGCACAUGCCUUUGAAUUCCUGCACCUCUCUGCCACCUCUCCUCUCCCCUAAAGGAAAAACACUUCACCCAAGUGAGUAGAUUGCAUUUUCUCUAGGAUUUUGUGUGCGCUGCACAUGGUGGACCUGACCUGCAGAUAGAGAUCCCCCUCUACCAGGAGCAUCUGCAUGCGAUGCUUUUAUCCUCUGUCCCCCUCGGCCGAAUUUCUGAUAUUUCUAGAUACUAUAGAAAUUAAUUUGUCAGAUUCAAUAUAAGCUCAGAUUUUAUUACCCGUCUUUUAAUAAUAAUGAUUUUGUCAAAUCAAAUAAAGAUCAAUGGCUUGUUCUGUAUAAAUC
Messenger RNA from Cervus elaphus (red deer), 2294 nucleotides. RefSeq names its product zinc finger DHHC-type palmitoyltransferase 6 (gene ZDHHC6). Gene Ontology annotation, cellular component: Golgi apparatus. Gene Ontology annotation, molecular function: protein binding; palmitoyltransferase activity. The transcript is spliced from 11 exons. Lineage: Eukaryota; Metazoa; Chordata; Mammalia; Artiodactyla; Cervidae. Gene Ontology annotation, biological process: protein palmitoylation. The record is from RefSeq and is a predicted model, not a curated record. The coding region runs from base 548 to 1789 and encodes 413 amino acids.